UCGCGCAGUUGUAGCGCCGACAGCACAUCACCAUCACACCACAAUGAAGGCACACGCGGCGUCGCUGGCAGCGGCUACGGUGGUGAUACUGCUCCUGGUAGCGGCGGUGGUCCGGGGUCAAGAUGAUGAGAUGAAGGAAAUGAUGGAGCAGCUUCACCAGUCAUGUCUUGGUGAGAGUGGUGCAUCAGAUGCUAACAUUGAUGAAGCUAGGAAGGGGAAUUUCAUUGAGGAUGGCAAUUUGAAGUGCUACAUGAAGUGCAUAUUCGUCCAAAUGACGUGUAUGUCAGAUGAUGGAGUCUUUGAUGCUGAUACUGCAAUUGCAAUGUUGCCUGAUAAUCUCAAAGAUGUUGCAUCAAAGGCACUUACUGCCUGCAAGGAUGAAAAGGGCAGUGAUGCUUGUGAUACAGCAUUCAAAAUAAAUCAGUGCCUCUUCAAGCAAGCACCAAAGGACUACAUACUUGUCUAAUACAGUGAUGCUGAACUGAAGUACAUUGAGAUGCCAUUGUUCCCAGAUGUUGUCACCAAAAGCAUAUCUUGCUGCAGGAAAUACACCUGUGGUUUUACCAUUAACUAUUUUGAUAAUAUUCUUGAAUAUACUAUUCAUGAAUAUAAUCUCUUUACAGACAAAAAUGUAUGCUACAUCUAUGAUGUUUCUGAUUAGACAACAAUAUUUUUUAUGUGUGAUGUACAGAUAUUGAGACAAUAAAGCACACAAUAUUUUUAUGUCAUUAAA
Schistocerca nitens (vagrant locust) is the source of this 733-nucleotide messenger RNA. Its product is annotated as general odorant-binding protein 83a-like. The transcript is spliced from 8 exons. NCBI's taxonomy places the organism in Eukaryota, Metazoa, Arthropoda, Insecta, Orthoptera, Acrididae. The record is from RefSeq and is a predicted model, not a curated record. Bases 44 to 466 code for a protein of 140 amino acids. Gene Ontology annotation, molecular function: odorant binding.